CCAUUCCUUUUCCAGUCUCUUUCUCUGGAAACAAACAGGCGAUUACACUUUUACCUUCUUCUUCUUCUUCUUCAGCAUUUUCUUUCUGAAACAAAAAAAAAAAAAUCUUCUUCUCUACGUUGCUUGUCUGUUUCUGCUUUUAAAUAUCUUAUAUUUAAGCAUAUUCUUUUUACUGCUGCAAAAUAUCUUCUCAUUUCUCUUUAUACGCGUGUAUAAUAAAUAAAAGAACGAUUGAGCGAGCUUCUUCGUUUUCUUUACAUAUAGACAAUUCUGCGUGAAGUUUUUGAGAGGCUUUGGUGUUUGGUUCGCAACCGAAGCCAUAUUUUGAGCUGCAAAGCAAGAGCUGUUUGAGGAAAGGUGUCAAUGGCAGCCACCGGGAAAGCCAACGGCGCAACUGUAUCAAGCGUUCCCGCCAAAGUUCAAGUGGCUGCGAAUCCUUUGGCGGAUGAACCUGCGCAGAUUGCCUCGAAUAUCAACUAUCAUGCGCAGUACAGUCCUCACUUUUCUCCGUUCAAGUUCGAGCCAGAGCAAGCUUACUAUGCAGCUGCAGAAAGCGUUUGUGAUCGUCUCAUACAGCAAUGGAAUGAGACCUACUGUCAUUUCCACAAAGUUGAUCCUAAGCAAACGUAUUACUUGUCCAUGGAAUACCUUCAAGGACGAGCCCUGAAUAACGCAAUUGGGAAUCUGGACAUCCAAGGUGCAUAUGCUGAAGCACUGCAGAAAUUCGGAUAUGAACUUGAGGAGAUAGUUGAGCAGGAGAAAGAUGCGGCCCUAGGAAAUGGUGGACUAGGAAGGCUGGCUUCAUGCUUUUUAGAUUCUAUGGCAAGCUUAAAUUUGCCUGCAUGGGGAUACGGUUUGAGGUACAAAUAUGGGCUCUUCAAGCAGCAAAUUACCAUGGAGGGCCAGCAAGAAAUAGCUGAGGACUGGCUUGAGAAAUUUAAUCCUUGGGAAAUACUCACGCAUGACGUNNGGUUGCCGUUUGACUAUGGCAGCCGAAAAUGGAUUGGAGGAGAGGUUUUGCUAGCCCUAGCUUAUGAUGUGCCAAUCCCAGGAUACAAAACCAAAAACACAAUUAGUCUUCGCCUCUGGGAAGCGAAAGCUCGAGCUGAGGAUUUCGAUCUAUUUUUGUUUAAUGAUGGACAAUAUGAAUCUGCAGCACAGUUGCAUUCUCGAGCUCAACAGAUUUGUGCAGUUCUAUAUCCUGGGGAUGCAACUGAAGACGGGAAGCUUUUACGAUUGAAACAACAAUUCUUUCUCUGCAGUGCGUCUCUUCAGGACCUUAUUUUCAGAUUCAAGGAGAGAAAGACUGGAGAGAGCCCAAGGCAUUGGUCCGAGUUCCCUAAAAAGGUUGCUGUACAAUUGAAUGAUACUCAUCCUACUCUUGCAAUUCCAGAGCUAAUGCGAUUACUAAUGGAUGACGAAGGACUUGGAUGGGAUGAAGCCUGGGAUGUGACAACAAGGACCAUUGCUUGUGCAAAGUUUUUCCAAAUAGAUCUUGUUAUUGUAAGGUUGGAGGGAAGUGUUAUAGGUAGGCACAUCCAUGUGAACGGUGUUGCCCGAUUACAUAGUGACAUUUUGAAAUCUGAGUUAUUUGCAGACUAUGUCUCUUUAUGGCCCACCAAAUUCCAGAAUAAAACAAACGGUAUCACCCCUCGUCGAUGGCUCCGUUUUUGCAGUCCUGAGCUGAGUGACAUAAUUACCAAAUGGUUAAAGACAGACCAAUGGAUCACAAAACUUGACCUACUUGUAGGUCUUCGGAAAUUUGCUGACAAUGCAGACUUCCAAGCUGAAUGGGCAUCUGCUAAGAUGGCCAAUAAGCAUAGGUUGGCCCAGUAUAUAUUGCGAGUAACUGGUGUUAGCAUUGACCCAACUAGCCUGUUUGACAUACAAAUCAAGCGCAUCCAUGAAUACAAAAGGCAGCUACUGAAUAUCCUGGGUGCAAUUUAUAGAUACAAGAAGUUAAAGGAGAUGAGCCCUGAGGAGAGGAAGAAGACAACUCCUCGCACCAUUAUGAUUGGAGGGAAAGCAUUUGCAACAUAUACAAAUGCGAAAAGAAUUGUCAAAUUGGUGAAUGAUGUCGGUGUCGUUGUCAAUAAUGAUCCUGAGGUCAAUAAUUAUUUGAAGGUUGUGUUUGUCCCAAACUACAAUGUAUCUGUGGCUGAGGUGCUAAUUCCUGGAAGUGAACUAUCCCAACAUAUCAGCACUGCAGGCAUGGAGGCAAGUGGCACUAGCAACAUGAAGUUUUCUUUGAAUGGUUGCCUCAUAAUAGGGACACUGGAUGGUGCUAAUGUUGAAAUAAGAGAGGAAAUAGGUGAGGAGAAUUUCUUUCUUUUUGGUGCAACAGCAGAUGAGGUCCCGAAGUUGCGCAAAGAAAGAGAGAAUGGAUUGUUCCAACCUGAUCCUCGUUUUGAAGAGGCAAAGCAAUUUAUAAGAAGUGGAAUAUUUGGCAAUUACGAUUACACCCAACUCCUUGACUCUCUGGAGGGCAACUCUGGUUAUGGUCGUGGUGAUUAUUUCCUUGUUGGUCAUGACUUCCCCAGCUACAUGGAUGCUCAAGCAAGAGUAGAUGAAGCCUACAAGGACCAAAAGAGAUGGCUCAAGAUGUCUAUACUGAGUACUGCUGGUAGUGGUAAGUUCAGCAGUGAUCGCACCAUCUCUCAGUAUGCCAAAGAAAUCUGGAACAUAGAGGAGUGCCGUGUACCAUGAUGCAGCAGAUUGGCCUACCUGCACUGCUUGCUUAGCUCUAAAUACAAAUAUAUAUAGCAUGGAAUAAGGUCAUAUUAUUCACAACUAUACACGCAUAUAUACAUAUAUGUUAAUAAGCCGUAUGCUCUGGCUCUUUUUUGUAGAGCGUGUUUGUUUUACUUUUACCUAAAAGCAUUUGUUUUAGCAAAUAAACCUGCUAGUUGGGUUAUUUGUUAAAGAAAAUCAUGAUUCACCGUUACCUACUUUUAGAAGGACCCACUUCGGCGGUCUUAUUUUU
Molecule: messenger RNA, 2983 nt
Organism: Carica papaya (papaya)
Lineage: Eukaryota; Viridiplantae; Streptophyta; Magnoliopsida; Brassicales; Caricaceae
Source: RefSeq, a predicted model, not a curated record